Messenger RNA from Solea senegalensis (Senegalese sole), 3301 nucleotides. Its product is annotated as zinc finger protein 318-like. The coding region runs from base 214 to 2226 and encodes 670 amino acids. The transcript is spliced from 6 exons. The record is from RefSeq and is a predicted model, not a curated record. Lineage: Eukaryota; Metazoa; Chordata; Actinopteri; Pleuronectiformes; Soleidae.
UCUGUUCUUCAUAGCAAACAUUUCGCUCGUCCUCACCCACGGACCUGACAUGUCAUAUAUUAUGUUUUUUUCGGCCUGUGACUGUGAAAUAACUUGGUUUUAGACAAAGACCGAUCUUAAAAUGACGUUUCCUCUCGAGAAGCAACUGGAGAAGGGAUCGUUUGAUCAACCGUAGAAGAAAUUUUACACGUUUAAACUGUUCGUGGCUGAACAAUGAAUCCACUGGAGUGGGAAGAUGUAUUGCAAAGACUCGGGAGACAUCUGGACCAAAACAACAGCGAAGUUAACAACAACAUGGGAAAGGCUUUAAGAACUAAUCACGAAUACAUGAGCUACGCUGUCGAUGCACCUCACAGCAGCACGGAGGUGGACAUGGAGUGGGAGGAACUCAGUCCCAACAUCCACAACUUUGACAGCGGGGAAUCAGAAGUGGAGAACCCAGAUGGAGAACCACUUCACGUGGAAGAAGAUUUACUUGACUUGGAGUUGGCAAGGAAACAGAGAGAGCUCAGAGAGAUCGAGCAGCAAAUACUGUUCAAGAAAGCUGCCAUUGCUUUGAAAACAGUCGCCCCAGGCAUUUCCUGUAAGGGACAGUCGGCUGCAUGCAAUGGUGAAACUCUACAAGACAGAGUGACUUUGAUUCUGCAGGAGCGAAAUUCACACGGAAAUCUGCCAAAGCCCAGUUCACCCAAACGGACAACAAACUUGUUCCUGCUUGAAGAUCAUCCACUGAAGCUGAGGGUGAAGGCACUGAUGAAGCAGAGAUGUUGUGACCCCCGUGUUUUACCUGUAAACACACAGGUCCCUGACGUCAUACCUCCUCCUCCUGCUCCUCCUUCUCCCAGACAAAAUGUUAUUUCACCAGCUCGGGAGGAGAGCAGUGACAACAUUGGUUUCCAGCGUUUCCUCAGUGUCCUCAACAAAGGAGUGGACAUGGACUUUCUCAGCAGGAUCGUCAACGAUGACAGUGAGGAACUCGCUGUCGGCGAGGAUCUCCUGAUGGUUCGCGCCCCUGCUGUGGAGGCUGAGAGUCGGCCUUCACGCAGCGCAGCCUCCCUAACGGACUCCCUGUGUGGUGAUGAGGUGAAGAAGAAGAACGACAGAAGAGAUGACUCUUUAGGAUCUAACAGUCCAUCCAAGUCUCCCCCAGCAGUGAAAAAGAAGAAGACAGAAGAAGAAAUGCCAAAGGCGGCUGUGCAGCAAGAACAGCUGCAGAACAUUCUUAAAACACUGGGGUUAAACCUGGAAGUAGAAGAGCUGAACAAACUGACAGACCGGACUCAGGAGAGGCUGUAUGGAAAGAAGAAGGAACAUGAGGAGGUUUCUGCUGUGAGGCAGGAGCGGGAGAGUCGUCGCUCCAACAGACUUCACAGAAGCUCCUCGUCUGAAUCAUCAUCAUCAUCAUCAUCAUCAUCGUCCUCCUCCAGUUCCACCUCUCGGAGCUUCAGCCCUUCUCGUCAAUCCUCUCACAGCGGAGACACAAAACCAAGGCGAGUGUCUGAAUACAGCAGCCGUGACAGUGAAGCAGCUCUGACGCAGGACAGAAGAGACCCCACAGAAAUCUCUGCUUAUCAAUAUCAGUCCCACCCGCCUGCGUUCCCUACGUUUACAGAUUACAGUUUGCCUCAGUACUCCGAGUACACGGCCAACGACAGCGACGCCUCAACUUCAUACUCGGCGUACACGCGAGCCGCCGUUCCUCCCGCCAAGUAUCCUUAUCCUCCCAUCACGGAACACUACUUCCCUCGUCGCAGUUUGUUUGAGGACAUUAACCUGCUUGUGAAUCCAGACUUGUCCACCAGUGAAGGCCAGAGUGGAUCUAACCAACGCUGCCUGCGGGUCAUCAAACCCAACCAGGCGGCCCGUCAGCCGUGUCUGAAAGAGCUCACCAAAAAGAAGAGGAAGUCAAACUACAUUAGGAAGUGUCGGAAAUGGUUUCACAAGUUAAGGGAGAGAAAGAAGAGAGGAAGACAGAAGUGCUUGAAUCCCCUACAACACACUAGGUUUGCUGUGCAGACGCUGCAGGUUUCACAGGGAGACGGAGCUGAUCUACAAACUCAGCCCAAAGAGGAAAAACGGCCGCGGACGGAGGAGGAAAUCAAGAUGAACCUGAGGAGAAAGCUUGAAGCGUUUAACCAGAGGGCAAAACAACAAGUCCCACAGCCGCCCAGACCUCUCACUUCUCAGACUGAAUCUGCGGAUAAUCUUCUUGAAACUCAGCCUUGACAAACCACAUGGACUGUGACGUUACACACGCACACACACACACACACUUUCGUCGUGUUCCACUAAAUUAACUGUUCAAAAUUAAUGUUUUUGUGACGUUGGUCAAGACAUUUCUGAGCUCACACCAUGUCUUUGUAUCUGUUUGUACUUCAUGCUGUUUACAUUUGUUUAGAAAGAAAAAUAUUUAAUUCCACUUUGAAAUAUUUUCGUUUGUUGUUUAUCAUUACUACAUUAUUAUUAUUAUGCUUAUUAUUAUUAUUAUUAUUAUUACAUUAUGCUUAUUGUUCUUAUUACUAUUACGUGUAUUAUUAUUAUUAAUAAUAAUAAUAAUAAUAAUAAGAAGAAGAAGAACAAUUAUAAUAAUUGUAAUAAUAACACCUGUUGCACUAAAUAACGUUUGUGUUAAAAAACAGGAUAAAAAAUAUUUCUUAUUUAUUGAAAUAAUUGUUAUUGUCAUUUAUCAAAGUACAUUUUCCAAUAAUCACAAAUUUGAAUUUUACUUCUUCAUUUCUCAACAUUCAUCAUAACUAAUGCACUUAUUACUACUUAAAAAUAUUGAAAUACUUAAAAUGAGUCAAGCCACUUUUCUUACCUUUACAGCGCCAUAAAAACAUUUAAAUGGUUCUUUCUUCGUCACAAUGAUGUUUAAAGUAAUGCACAGAGUAAUAGAAAAACAGCUUUUCUUUCACUAGUUUGGACUUUCUUUUUAAUUUUCUACACACUGGUGCUGAGAAGGUUCUCACAAGCUGCUGUUCCUCAUGUACAAAUAUGAUGUGUGGCUUAUUGAGAAACUAAAAAAGUACUUUCAUCCCUAACAGCAUCUACUCAGACUGUAUUUCAUACAAAGCACUACUGCUUUGGAAGUUGGAAAUGAUGAAGUGUUGCUUUUGUGGCGCAAACCUUUUUUUUCUCUUUGUAUUAGUAAGAUCUCGAUCGUUUGGCCCUAAGACUGUAGAGCAGCCAUUCCCCAACGUGUGUGGUUGUGUGUGUGUAAAGUAACAUUAGAACUCUGUACAUCCGUUCUGUCAAAGUCAUAACUGGGAUGUUUGUUUUGCAUAAAAAACAAUUCAACUAA